This is a messenger RNA of Vanderwaltozyma polyspora DSM 70294, 621 nucleotides long. RefSeq lists its product as uncharacterized. The record is from RefSeq and is a predicted model, not a curated record. The annotation marks the transcript as partial. Lineage: Eukaryota; Fungi; Ascomycota; Saccharomycetes; Saccharomycetales; Saccharomycetaceae. The transcript has a single exon.
AUGUUGUUGUUGUUUUCCACAAGCAAUUUACCCACCCUGCUGCGUACAUUUCUCCAGAAACGAGAACUACCUGUCUCAUUUUUAAUUUUCUCCCUCAUCCUGUCCCAAUCAAUCCCCCCCCCGCCACUCGUAGCAUCGCAUCCAGUAAGAAAGAAGAAAGACUCUUUUUUUAAAAUAACUUUUUUUUUUCUUCAAAAAUUUUUCGAUGUUUCUUCAGUUUUAAGAAGCAUAUAUAAGCAAGAUAAUUUUUUAUGGAAUUUUGUGAUAACUGUCAGUUUAGUCAAUUUUGGAUUUGAAUUUGUAUUUGAAUUUGGAUUUGGAUUUGGUUUGGGAAGACUCUUCUAUUCUUUUUACUGUUUCUUUUUCUUUCAUGUCUUCUUUUCCCCUUCUUGUUACGGUCUUUUUUUCACUCUCGCUUUCGUUUACACGUUUUUCUCUCUUCUCUUCUCUUCUCUUCUUAUCUCUUCUUAUCUUAUCUCCUUUUUUUGCUUAAUAAGUUUUUUUCCAACUUUUGUUCUUACCCUCUCUUAUCUUUCAUCAUCAUCAUCUUCUUCUUCUUCUUUUUUGGUUCUGCUCUUUUUCUCUUGCUCUUUUGUUUUCUUUCUUUCUAUUUCUUCUUUU